Messenger RNA from Centruroides sculpturatus (bark scorpion), 2725 nucleotides. RefSeq names its product patched domain-containing protein 3-like. The record is from RefSeq and is a predicted model, not a curated record. Lineage: Eukaryota; Metazoa; Arthropoda; Arachnida; Scorpiones; Buthidae. Gene Ontology annotation, cellular component: membrane. The coding region runs from base 125 to 2725 and encodes 866 amino acids. The transcript is spliced from 3 exons.
UGAAAUGGCACCAAUAACUUUCCAGAUUAAAAUAAAAUACACCAGUAUAACUUUAUAUUUCAUAAAUUAACAUUAUUCGCUUUCAGAUUAAACUUUCUAUAAGAUAUUACAUUUACUUUCAGAUAUGGAAAACAAAACCGGAAAUAUGGACAGAAAGAUUAUGAUUCUCAGAAAUACGUUAGCACGACUCUUUGGAAAAUUAGGAGAAUUUAUUGCUCUUCAUCCCUUAUCCUUCAUCAUCCUGCCUGUGGUCGUGUCAUUGUUGCUUUCUGUUGGGUUUAUUAAUAUUAACUUUAGGGACGAUAUCAACUACCUGUUUUCUUCUGACAAAGGAAGGGUCUUUUCAGACAAAAGCUUUAUAGAUAAAACGUUCCCGAUGAACACCUCACAGUUUUUUGAUAUUCUGAGAAUGACUGAAAGGCCUGAAAUGACUGCAGUUGUUUAUAUUACUAGCACAGAAGAAAAUAAUAUGUUAAAGAAAGAAAUUUUAAUGGAAAUCGAACAAUUCGACAAGCUGGCAAAAAAUAUAUCUAUUAUAGUUAAUGGAAAGCUUAUACAGUAUCAAGAAAUUUGCGGGAUCGUUAACAAUAAAUGUUUUGAGAAUCCCAUAUUAUCAAUGGUGAAUCACAUCAAUGAAGUUAUUUCUAGAAAAAUAAAGUUCAAAUAUCCCGUUCAGAUUGACAAAUUGUCAGCCACUUACAAAGUAAUGUCUCUGAAUACUGGUGGAGUAAAAACCGACAAUGAUGGAAAUAUACAGGAAAUGGCUGCCGUCCGUUUGUUAUACCCAACGGACGAGAGCGAUAUCACUAAAAAAGAAUUGAUAGCACAAUGGCGAAAAACGUUUUAUUCGCGAAUAAAUAAAUUUAAAUUUAAUUAUAUAAAAAUAUUUCCAUGUCCAGUUACGUCCGUUGAAUUAGAAAUUCCAGUUCUUGCUGGUAACAUAACUCCUCUAAUAGGAGUUUCAGUAACAGUAAUUACUAUCUUAUGUGUCCUGAUGUACAUGACAAACGACUGGGUUAAGAGCAAACCGUGGAUGGGAAUAGCUGCUGUCGUUUCUGCUGGUUUAGCAACAGUUUCGUCUUUUGGUCUGUUGAGUGCAGCAGGAGUUGACAAUCCGAGUACCAACGUUGCCAUACCUUUUAUCAUUUUGGCUACAGAAAUCGAUGACGCCUUUGUGAUGAUAGCUUGCUGGAGGAUCACUGAUUCGAAAAAAGUUGUUGCCAAACGUAUGAAGGAUACUUAUUCCAACGCUGCAGUAUCUAUCACUAUCACUUCGCUGACCAAUGUAGCCUCCUAUUGUAUUGCUAUGACUGCACCUUUUCCUAUUGUAAGAUUAUUCUGUUCGUAUGCUGCAACAUGUGUGGGCUUUACUUACCUUUACCAAAUAACUUUCUUUGGAGGAUGUCUGGCAUUAAGUGGAUACAGAGAAGAAAAGGGCCUUCAUCCAUUUACUUUCAGAACAUCAGAUUUGUAUAAAGAACCUAACAGCAAAGAACACGACUUCUAUUUUAUGAAAGUCUUUUCAAAUAAAAUUUCUGCAUUUAUUUCUCGUUCUUCGACAAAAAUUCUUAUUAUACUUUUAUAUUUCAUUAACCUGUCAAUAGGAAUUUUGGGUAUAUUUUCUUUAAGGGAAGGCUUAAAUUUUCUCCACAUUUACCCAAAAGGGUCUUUAAUAUACGAAAGUUAUCGCUUGCAUUAUCAAUAUUUUACGGAAUACAGUUUUCCCAUACACAUUGUAAUUAACGAAACGUUAGAUUAUUCAGACUGGCGAGUUCAGAAAUCCAUUGAAAAGGUAUUGUCAAAAUUUCAAUCUCAUCCCAAUAUUGCUGGGGGUGACCUGGCGUUAUCCUGGUUAAGAUAUUAUAAAGUUUUUCAAAAUCACCCCGUGUCAAGGUAUUCCUUGAUGGGAUAUGACGUGUCGCGCAAACAAGAUUUCAUUGAUGGUUUACGCUAUGUUUUUUUCAAAAUUGGUAAUGCUAGAGAAUUGUCUAAUGAUGUUGCAUUUAAUAAAAACUUCACCGAGAUAAUAUGUAGCAGAUUCUUUAUGGUGGCAAAAGAUGUCACUAGCAAUGAAAUUGAAUACAAAUUAAUAAAAAAUAUAUGGAAUAUGGCAGACGAAUCAGAAUUUCGACUCGUCGCACAUACUGUAAUUUCUCCAAUUAUAGAACAAGGAAUUGUCAUUAGAAGUCUUACUUUUCAACUGUUCUGGCAAACUGCCUUAGUAAUACUUAUUGUAUUUUUCUUAUUUAUUCCUGAUUUUGUUUGCGCGAUUAUUGUGGCGUUGUCGAUUGUAUCAGCCAUUGCUGAAACAGUAGGAUACAUGGCAUUUUGGAAAAUAAAUCUUGACAUUGUUUCUGUGAUCAUCUUGAUUCUUUGCAUCGGGUUCUGUGUUAACUAUCCAACACACAUGUGUUAUUCAUUUCUGACUUGCGAUAAAAAUGGUAAAGAAAAAUUGAAAAGGUCUUUGUAUCAUGUAGGUUUUCCCAUUUUUCAGGGAUCGUUAUCAACAGUUAUAGGGAUACUCGUACUACUUUAUAACAAUAUGUAUGGAUACGUUGCAUUUGUUAAAAUAGUGACUAUUAUAUCUGUGGAAACUGCAUUUCACUCAAUGUUUGUGAUUCCUGUUUUGUUGGUUGUUAUUAGCUCUUAUCUUGAAAAAAGAAAGGAAUUUUCUACUGUUUCUAAACACAAUGAUAUGAUGGAGACUGAAAGCUUAAAUUUAUAA